Molecule: messenger RNA, 1416 nt
Organism: Budorcas taxicolor (takin)
Lineage: Eukaryota; Metazoa; Chordata; Mammalia; Artiodactyla; Bovidae
Gene: DRD5
Product: dopamine receptor D5
Exons: 1
Coding region: 1-1416 (471 amino acids)
Biological process (GO): adenylate cyclase-activating adrenergic receptor signaling pathway
Cellular component (GO): plasma membrane
Molecular function (GO): G protein-coupled receptor activity; dopamine neurotransmitter receptor activity
Source: RefSeq, a predicted model, not a curated record
AUGCUUCCCCCGGGGCGCAACGGCACCUCGCACUGGGCGCGGUCGGGGCAGCAGCAGCUGGCGCAGGGGGGCGCCGUGGGGGACUCGGAGGGGGCGACGCUGCUGGGGCCCGCGCAGGUGGUCACCGCUGGCCUCCUGACCCUGCUCAUCGUCUGGACCCUGCUGGGCAACGUGCUGGUGUGUGCGGCCGUCGUGCGCAGCCGUCACCUGCGCGCCAAGAUGACCAACGUGUUCAUCGUAUCCCUCGCGGUGUCCGACCUCUUCGUGGCGCUGCUGGUCAUGCCCUGGAAGGCGGUGGCCGAGGUGGCGGGUUACUGGCCUUUUGGGGCCUUCUGCGACAUCUGGGUGGCCUUCGACAUCAUGUGUUCCACUGCCUCCAUCCUGAACCUAUGCAUCAUCAGCGUGGACCGCUACUGGGCCAUCUCCAGGCCCUUCUGCUACGAGCGCAAGAUGACCCAGCGUGUGGCCUUGGUCAUGGUCGGCCUGGCGUGGACCUUGUCCAUCCUCAUCUCCUUCAUCCCAGUCCAGCUCCAUUGGCACAGGGACAAGGUGGGUGCCAGGGGUGGGCUGGACCCUCCAUCCAACCUGGCCAACGGGACGCCUUGGGAGGAAGCCGCGGAGUCGGAUAGGAGUGCGAACUGCGACUCCAGCCUGAACCGCACUUAUGCCAUCUCGUCCUCGCUCAUCAGCUUCUACAUCCCGGUGGCCAUCAUGAUCGUGACCUACACGCGUAUCUACCGCAUCGCCCAGGUGCAGAUUCGUAGGAUCUCCUCGCUGGAGAGGGCCGCGGAGCAUGCGCAGAGCUGCCACAGCCGCGAGGCCUGCGCUCCCGACACGGGCCUGCGGGCGUCCAUCAGGAAGGAGACUAAGGUCCUCAAAACCCUAUCGGUGAUCAUGGGGGUCUUCGUGUGCUGCUGGCUGCCCUUCUUCAUCCUUAACUGCAUGGUCCCCUUCUGCAGCGGACACCCCGAGAGCUUCCUCUGCGUCAGCGAGACCACAUUCGACGUCUUCGUCUGGUUCGGCUGGGCCAACUCCUCCCUCAACCCCAUCAUCUAUGCCUUCAACGCUGACUUCCGGAAGGUGUUUGCCCAACUGCUGGGCUGCAGUCACCUGUGCUCCCGCACCCAGGUGGAGACGGUGAACAUCAGCAACGAGGUCAUCUCCUACAACCAGGACACCGCCUUCCACCAGGAGAUUGCAGCUGCCCACAUCCAUCGGAUCCCCAAUGCAGUGACCCUGGGGGAUGCAGAGGUGGACAAGGAGGAGGAGGAGGCAAGCCCUUUCGAUCGAAUGUCCCGAAUCUCUCAGACGUCCCCAGAGGGUGACCCUGCUGGCCAGUCGGUCUGGGAGCUGGACUGCGAGGGGGGAGUUUCAUUGGGCAAAAUCACACCUUUCACCCCAAAUGGAUUCCAUUAA